UUUCACUCAAUGUUUGACUCAUUUUUGUUUACAAAUGAGUGGUUUGUCUGAAGACAUUGUGUGACAUCAUCUGCACUUCAAUUGUCUUGUAUUCGUGUGGAGUGUCCGUAAAGAAGUGCAAUCAAACUGUUGGUCAGUGGAGCCAAACCUAUGGUCAAGAGUGUGGUGAUGUCCGGCAUCAGUGAUCACAAGACUGUCAUCUCCGGAGGGAACAACGAGUACUGUAAGCUUAAUGUCGGCGGAAGUCUUCACUACACAACCAUCGGAACGCUUACCAAAAAUGAUUCAAUGCUGAGGGCUAUGUUCAGCGGAAGAAUGGAAGUGCUCACUGACUCUGAAGGUUGGGUUUUGAUCGACAGGUGCGGCAAACACUUCGCAACGAUUCUCAACUUCUUGAGAGACGGAUCCAUACCUAUACCCGAAUCCCAGAGAGAACUCCAAGAACUGUCUUCUGAAGCGAAAUACUAUUUGAUACAAGAGUUGAUUGAUUUGUGUGACCAACAGCUGUCGUUUUGGAGGGAACCGACCUCUACUGAACCCAUUUGUAGAGUUCCGUUAAUCACUUCAGCGAAAGAAGAGGCGGUUCUCAUCAACACAACGACUAAACCAAUCGUCAAACUAUUGAUUAAUCGACACAACAAUAAGUAUUCCUAUACCAGCACUUCAGAUGAUAAUCUCCUCAAGAACUUAGAGCUCUUCGACAAACUGUCGCUCAGAUUCAGUGGUCGCGUGCUAUUCAUCAAAGACGUGAUCGGAAGCAAUGAGAUCUGUUGCUGGAGUUUCUAUGACCUCCAUUCAGGACACGGCAAGAAAGUGGCCGAAGUCUGCUGUACUUCCAUAGUGUACGCCACCGACAAGAAACACACAAAGGUGGAGUUCCCCGAAGCGCGCAUAUAUGAGGAGACCCUCAAUAUAUUGCUGUAUGAGAACAGGACGGGUCCGGACAUGGAGCUGAUGCAGGCGACCAGCACUCGGGGCGCCGUUAGUAUGACAUCGCAUAACAGCGAUGACGAAGAGGAGCACAACCGCAACAGUAAAAGCAAUGGCAAAGAGGGCAAGGAUUCGAGUCACCACAUCGGACGCAUUCGCAGCACUAAACAAAACUAACACUUCUCUUAAUAACUGUUUUCUAAUUUUAUGGCAACCCAUGAGUUG
This is a messenger RNA of Oppiella nova, 1155 nucleotides long. NCBI's taxonomy places the organism in Eukaryota, Metazoa, Arthropoda, Arachnida, Sarcoptiformes, Oppiidae. The record is from the annotation of a GenBank genome assembly.